GGACUAAAGCCAGUAAAUACUUGGAAAGGAUACACCAUUGCUAACCAUCCUGGUUUGAUAUUACUUACCGAUGUGAUGACCUCAAAUUUACAAAAACAUCUGGUCAAAAGAUGUUUGAAUGAUUUAGUCAAACAGCCCAAUAAAACAAAUUUGGACAGUUACACAAAAGAAGAGGACAUAGACAACAUAUUUAUAAACUUUUCAAAUUUGUUGAAAAAGUUAAGAUGGAUUACAAUGGGAUACCACCACAAUUGGGACACCAAGUUGUAUGCAGAAGAAAAUAAGAGUGAAAUGCCACAAGAUAUAUCAGAAUUGGCUGAAUGCAUUGCUAAAGUGGUAGGCUUCACAGAAUUUACUGCCGAAGCCGGUAUAGUGAAUGUUUAUCACAAGAAUUCCUCUUUGGCUGGACAUGUAGAUAAUUCUGAAUAUGAUUUUUCUUCUCCAAUUAUAUCAUUAAGUUUAGGAUGUACAUGCAUUUUUCUGAUUGGAGGACCUGACAAAACAUCUGAACCAACAGCAUUGUACUUGAGAUCUGGAGAUGUGGUUGUCAUGUCUGGAGAGGCUCGACUGUGUUACCACGCUGUUCCAUGCAUCAUAACAAGUUCAUACACAUGUCUGAAUGACAAAUCUACUACUGACUGUCACGAAAAGUGCUUUGAUAGCAAUGAAAACAACUCUAAAAUAAAUUCAGAAAGUUAUACAAUGGACAAUGACUUUGACAAUGAUUGGCAUUUAUAUGAAAAUUUUUUGAAGGAAUCAAGGAUUAAUAUUAAUACUAGGCAAGUA
Messenger RNA from Helobdella robusta, 786 nucleotides. RefSeq lists its product as hypothetical. Gene Ontology annotation, cellular component: cytoplasm; nucleus. The annotation marks the transcript as partial. Gene Ontology annotation, molecular function: oxidative RNA demethylase activity; ferrous iron binding; broad specificity oxidative DNA demethylase activity. Lineage: Eukaryota; Metazoa; Annelida; Clitellata; Rhynchobdellida; Glossiphoniidae. The record is from RefSeq and is a predicted model, not a curated record. Gene Ontology annotation, biological process: oxidative RNA demethylation. The transcript is spliced from 5 exons.